Molecule: messenger RNA, 164 nt
Organism: Dentiscutata erythropus
Lineage: Eukaryota; Fungi; Glomeromycota; Glomeromycetes; Diversisporales; Gigasporaceae
Source: the annotation of a GenBank genome assembly
AAUCUCAAAAAUCUCUUAAAAACAAAGGAAUUUUUGAUGAUGUGAUUAAAAAAUAUUCUGCAAAAUAUAUUACAUCUCAAUCUGGAACAGUAGAAAACGAAAAUAUCUUUUGGUCUGACAACGAAUUGCAAAUGGACGACAGUGACAACGAAUUUAUUAUUUAA